Botrytis cinerea B05.10 is the source of this 4713-nucleotide messenger RNA. RefSeq lists its product as hypothetical. The record is from RefSeq and is a predicted model, not a curated record. Gene Ontology annotation, cellular component: nucleus; cytoplasm. Gene Ontology annotation, molecular function: protein binding; protein serine/threonine kinase activity; ATP binding. Bases 586 to 4143 code for a protein of 1185 amino acids. The transcript has 5 exons. Gene Ontology annotation, biological process: protein phosphorylation; meiotic recombination checkpoint signaling. Lineage: Eukaryota; Fungi; Ascomycota; Leotiomycetes; Helotiales; Sclerotiniaceae.
GCAUUAUCUUAUGAGCCAACCAUCCAUAUAGAUGAGUGAAGAUUUUCUAGUAUUCUGAAUUGAUCUACGGAAUAUUGGUGGGCCCUCGUAGGGCAGGCGAGUCUUAGGUACGGCUAUAAUACCUACGAACCAUUCAUUAUUCCCAUAGUCAAGCUUCACUCUCUGCGAUUAUCAUGAGGUUGUGUGAAUAUUAGAAGAAUUUAUGCUAUUUGUCAUUCAUUGAAUCCCUUUCGUCUGAUCUUUAUCCUUCAUUUCGUCUCUAAGCUGGAGAAAACGUCAGAACCUGAUUAUUGCCUCUUCUUUUCACCACUUGGACGAUACCCUAUACCAUCAAGAAACAAGCUUUAUUCCGUGGCAGAGAAGGAUAUUCGGUAUUGAAGAUCUGAAAGAAAUAAUUGGUGUGGUUUACUCCAGUUCACAUUAGAUGAUAUACCCCUCUUAAAGUACCGUUGCCUGGCAAACAUUUCUCGGCAUACUUCACUUAUACUGCCACCAUUGGAUGAUUGAUUCUUCUUCCUCUUCCCAAAGUCUGUCAACACACAACUUUGCUGCUGAAUCAACAAUUUUCUCCGCACUCUUUUCAAAAUGGAGGAAUAUGCAACCCAGCCCUCUACUCAACCUACCGAUGAGGCAAUUCGCCUUGCUAACAGAAAUUCUGGUUUGACCGACGAAGAUGCUUCAGACAUUGUUUGCAUUCUCCAUCCUGACUCCGAUCUGGCGCGCGAAGCUUGUUCCGAAAUCAACAAAUUACACCCCAAGAAUACAAUCAGCCUUGAAGGUGCUAAUUCUUACUUAGCAGCAGAAGGUUAUCUUCCCUGCGACCUGGCCCUUCGACUAUCGGCCAAUCUGAAAGACGUCAAUUUAGGCUGGAUUUUUGGUCGAAGUGAGGAACGAUGCGACUUUAUGAUAAGAGAUGGCACACCUCCUCAGAUAAGCAAUCAACACUUCCGUAUUUACCUCAAUGAACAUGGCUUUCUCAUGGUAGAAGAUAUGUCUACUAAUGGUAUCUCUGUUGAUGGUACUAUACUCCGACUCAAGAAGAAAAAUAAUGGGAAACCGUAUCGACAAACUAUCGAAAACGGGACUAUUAUAUCCCUUGCUUUAAACAAGCCUGUUGCUCUCAGUAUCAAUUUUGUUGUUCGGAUACCUCGACGUAGUGAUGAAGCUCAAGAGGCUUUUGAAACAAACUUUGCCGUUCACGUUCGUCGAAUUCAAGAAAGGCAAAUUCGGCGUCGUGUUGCGGGUGUUGCAGAGAGACAACCACUUAAUCUCUUCCCAAACGCUGCCAAUCGAGGUAGUGCGGAGUCCUCGUUAAUUUUCAGAAAGCGAGAAUGGAGAGGUGGUUCAAAGUACAACAAGCUCGACAUGAUUGGCAAAGGCGCUUUUGCUGUUGUUUACAGGGUGACUGAUAAACGAACUGGGGUUCCAUUCGCUGCCAAGGAGCUUGACAAGAAAAAGUUUUUGAAGAAUGGAGCCAAAAAUAUUGAUUCGGAGAUCAAAAUCAUGAGCAAGAUUCAUCAUGACAAUGUGGUUUCGUUUGUCGAAUGUAUCGACUGGGAUGAUUAUCUAUACAUUAUCAUGGAGUUUGUCCCUGAAGGGGACCUUACAUCCCUCGUUACAAUGUGUCAUUUCCUUCCGGAACAUGCAGUCAAGGAUAUGACUGUUCAACUACUAAGCGCAUUGAAAUAUCUUCAUUCGAUAAAUGUUACGCAUCGCGAUAUUAAGCCUGAUAAUAUUCUCUGCCAAAAUCGAAAUCCACUCCAUGUUAAAAUCACAGAUUUUGGUCUGUCGAAGAUGAUUGAUACGGAGGACACAUUUCUGCACACUUUCUGUGGCACCUUGCUGUACUGUGCGCCAGAAGUUUACAACGAAUAUCCGCAAUAUGAUCGUACGGGCCAAAGAACCAAUCGUCGCAUUGAAGAUUCGACAACACAACAGAGAUAUGAUCACGCUGUCGACGUUUGGUCGCUGGCCGGGGUGCUGUUUUAUUCUUUUUGUGGAACUCCACCAUUUCCUGUUGGAGCUGCCUCGCAUCAUACGCAAAUACUUCAAAGAAUAAUGACAGUGCCUUUAGAUGUUAGGCCCUUACAACGUUGUGGAGUGUCAUCUAAUGCAAUUAGGUUCGUUAUAAAAAUGCUUCACACCGAUCCAGAGCAUCGUGCUACUAUUGAGGAUCUAGAGCAAAGUCCUUGGUUGACAGGAAACGACCAAGAUCUUGAUGAAACAGAGGAUGAAGAAGUUGGACAGCUCGAGGCGCCCGCUUCUCAGUUGAGUUUGCUGGACGAUCCCCAAAAUAAUGGUGAAAAUGACGACUUCGGCGAGGAGACGAUUAAAUUUCAACCUCGUGAGAUGCCGGCCAGCUUCAGUACUAAUGACUCGGAGGACGAGAGAUUUGUGGAGCUCGCAAGCUCAAUUCCGAGUGACUUUGGUGUGGGAACAAAAUUUACAGCCGCCGAGGAAAUCGAAGGAGACGAAAGCUAUGAGUUCAUCCGGAAUCCUGUAAACAAUGGCCGCUUGUUCGGCGAAGUUAAUGUAAAUUCGUCUGCUUUGGGAAGUUCUGGGGCCGUUCCAGUAGAUCUUCCAACUCCGAUCCAGCACAUUAAUAAACGUCAGCAGGUUUCGGAACAAGACGACACCCUUCCAGUUGCAAAAUUCAAAAGUCGUCUUGAAGCUGCGAGCGCCACACCAAGGACACCUCUCCCACCUCCACCUCCACCUCCACCUCACCCUCGCUUUAUGACUCCAGCUGCGAAGCACUUCGGAAAUGGAGUUGCUCAAAAUCACUCGAGCCUUCUGGGUGCUGUGUCUCAACUAGGCCAUCUGCAGAUGAAUUCUCCCUUGAUUUCACCAACCGAAAUUACAACUCCCCAUUUGUCAACCCUAUCGCAUGCUCAGACUGCCAAUACCAGUCUCCGAAGACCUCGAGAAGUAGGUGCCUGGCACCCUGAGGAGCUUCCACCACAAAAACGCCGAAAGUCCGCUCGCACAAUUGAUGUUAUGGUACCCCCAGAAGCAUUUUGGAACCCUAGAGAUAAGUCGACUCAUCAUGAAGAUUAUCCGCCGAUGUCAGCGGCGGAUUGGAAUCGAUAUGUUGAGCUUGCCAAGUCCAAAGGAGAGAAGUUUCAGCAUGGCUGCACAAUAUUUGAGAAUGUAAUGGUUAGCUUCAGAAGCAAUAGCAAAACUCCUUCAAUUGGCUCGAAUGUAUCGUUUCGAGCUCAAUCCGAACCUUUGGUUGAAGGAAUAAAACGAUAUGUACCAUUGGCGCGCGACGAACGAAGGCUCAGUGACGAUGCUUCUGUUCAACAGAGCAUCGCUUCUCGGGAAAAUCUGUCCAUCACCACCGAGGCCCUUUUGCUUGAAGUAGCUCAUAAGUCAGAACCUUCUUCACCAGUUAAGAUAGGCGCGACAAAUGAUGAUGAAAUAAUUUCUUCCAUUGAAGCCGCGACGGAAGGUACAUCAGCUAUAAUCUCAAAUAUCGAUGCACCUGCACGAGGCAAUUUUCAAGUCCCUAAGCGCGUACUUGCGAAGCUUUCCGCAACUCCAGAUUCUUGUUUACCAACUAUUGCUUUCAAUAUUACGGAAGCUUUCACAUCUUGGGGCCGCGGAUUUUCGAACACUAUCCGAUAUGCAACUCGUGAAGAUGUCCGAAUAGGUGUUCCUCGAUACGCAUUUAAGCUGAUACUAUUCAAAAAUGAUUUCUAUCACCCCGGUGAAAACUAUAGAGAAGUAUGGAAUCAGAGCCAUAGUGAAGAAGAAGAGCAAGGCUUCAGAUUCUUGAUCUCUACCAAGUCCUCGGCAGGUCUCAAGAUCAAUGGUCAUAAACUUCCAAGUCAUAAUAUUAGUGAAACAAGGGCUGAAUCGAAGUUUUGGGGAGAAAUUCGUAAUGGCGACAUUAUCACAAUUAGUGCUACAAAGAACAUGUUCUUGAAGCUCAAAUUCGACUGUUUCUGGGGUAUGGGCAAAUACAACCGCCACGAAUCGAAAUUCUUCCUGUAUAAAGAAGAAGAUCAUAUUGCAAAGGUUGAUAGAGUUUGUACCAUGCUCGAAACUUCCUUUAUUGAGGAGCGUACCAAGAAGAUGAUUGAGGAGCAAAAGUUAGCCAAGGAGUUAAAACGUCAAAGGACGCAAUCUGUGGACAUUUGAUCUCCAUUGGUCUUUCACAAUUCAACUUCACAAUAAUACUCCUUCGGAUACCUCGAUGGGAUACUUUUCCAGCACAACCUUUUGUACUCUUAUGACACACGAGACCUAUUUUUUUCCUUUUGUACAAUCAUUUUUUACAUACACAUUCCACACGAGAGUUUUCUAGCUACUUUAGCUUAACUUUUUUUUUUCUUUCUUUUUUUUUACUAUUUGCCUCUUCCUUGGCUGAAUGGCUUUACUUCUUUGCUUGUUUACAUACGAGCUAAUUUUUCUUCUGGUAUGAGAUUUUGGGAUGGUGAAGAAUUUAUUUAGGUGCUUUAAAAGAGUGAGGUGGAUAAUCUGCAAUUAUGAAAGAUGGAUGUAUGGGACGGUUGAAUGAAUGAUAUUGGGUGGAUACUAUUCGAAUGGCGGAGAGACAGUCAGAUUGGGCUGGGCUUGCAGGUUUCUAAUAUGAAUGGGAAUAUGAAUGAUAUGUACCAUGGGCGAACUCAGUACGUUGUAGUAGAGAAAAGUAUAGUUAAGAUUAUUCGAAAAAAUACAAAAAACAUAUUAAAUGUAUGGUUGAUGACA